Messenger RNA from Notothenia coriiceps (black rockcod), 804 nucleotides. RefSeq names its product kelch-like protein 9. NCBI's taxonomy places the organism in Eukaryota, Metazoa, Chordata, Actinopteri, Perciformes, Nototheniidae. The record is from RefSeq and is a predicted model, not a curated record. Gene Ontology annotation, molecular function: cullin family protein binding; ubiquitin-protein transferase activity. Bases 78 to 635 code for a protein of 185 amino acids. Gene Ontology annotation, cellular component: Cul3-RING ubiquitin ligase complex. The transcript has 2 exons. Gene Ontology annotation, biological process: regulation of cytokinesis; protein ubiquitination.
CAAACUUUAUCUCUCUUUAAUCAGACACGGUGGAGUGCUACAACCUGAGGAAAAAUGAGUGGACAUUUGUGGCCAACAUGGUGGAGCCUCACUAUGGCCACGCUGGAACAGUUCACGGGAACCUCAUGUACAUCUCAGGUGGCAUCACCCGCGACACCUUCCAGAAGGAGCUCUGGUGCUACGACCCCGCCGCCGACACGUGGAGUCGCCGCUCCGACAUGAUGGAGCUACGCGGCCUUCACUGCAUGUGCACGGCGGGAGAAAGACUUUACGUGAUGGGAGGGAAUCACUUCAGAGGCAGCAGCGACUACGACGACGUGCUGGGCUGCGAGUUCUACAGCCCGGACACCGACCAGUGGAGCGUGGUGGCUCCGAUGCCUCGGGGCCAGAGCGAUGUGGGGGUGACGGUGUUUGGCGGGCAGAUCUACGUGGUGGGGGGGUACUCCUGGAACAGCAGGUGCAUGGUGGACAUUGUGCAGCGGUACGACCCGGAGAAGGACGUCUGGGAGCGGGUGUUCAACGUGUUGGAGCCUCUGGGGGGGAUCAGAGCCUGCACGAUGACCGUUCAUCUGCCCGAGGGGUCGGUGGACGAGGCUCAGAUUCAGGAGUGCCCUCUGCCCACAGACAAGAGCUGAUCAUGCACCAAAGAAGUUUCCGAUUUAGAUUCAAGAUUCAAGGCUUUUAUUGUCAUUUGUGAUUUGUACAAUAGCUACAGUGAAGUUAUGAGAAUGAAAAUCUUAGGUCACAGGCUCCUCCAACAGUGCAACACAAUAAAACUGUGCAAGUAAAUACAAUAGAAUAGAA